AUGUUUGCCAAGCUCUCUGCUCUGGUAUCCGGGGCUGGGCUCCCCUUCACGCUCGGUGCGCACCGCGGGGCCGCGUGGGGGCAGUGGCAGCUGUACGACGGGACGUGGAAGGAGGACAGCUCGAGCGUAUCAAUCAUGAAGAUAUCCUCCCGGGACCCGACCGACCGCGCCCUCGAGGCCGCGCGCAACGGAGUCAAGCGCCUGCGCGCUACGAAGCACCCCAACAUCCUCGCAUUCAAGGGCUCCCACGAGGCGGAGGAGAAGGGCGAGGCGGUGAUCUACCUCGUCACGGAGCAGUUCCAGCCGCUGCCGAUGGCGCUGACGGAGAUGCAGCUCGAGCCCGCGGAACGAGAGGACUGGUUCGCAAUGGGUCUCAAAUCUAUAUUUCAGGCGGUGACGUUCCUCUCGAACGACUGCAAACUCAUCCACGGCAACGUGUGCCUGUCGUCCGUCGCCGUCACGACCGACCUCGACUGGAAACUCUUCGCCUUCGACCUGCUCUCGGAGCACACAGGCGCGACGUCCGGUGGAAACUUCCCGCUGUUCGCCGCCACGAUCCUGACCUCGCCGCACCGGCUGCCUGGCGAGGUGGCCAGGGGGGACUGGGACACGGUCGCGCGGUCCCCGCCCUGGGCCGUCGACGCGUGGGGCCUGGGGGUGUUGCUGCAAGAGGCGCACGCCGGGCAGCCCCUCGCGCGGCAGGAGGACCUCCGCAACCUCCAGACGCUCCCGCACGGCCUGCACAAGUCGUACCAGACGCUGCUGGCGUCCACGCCGGCGAAGCGGGCCAACCCCGCGCAGGUCCUGGAGGGGUGUCACCACCUGCGACAGUCGCGCGCCGCCGAGGCGGUGGCGUUCCUCGAGGGCCUCGCGAUCCAGUCGGACGAGGCGAAGGCGGCCUUCUUCAAGCGGCUGCCGUCGACGGUGCUCCCGCACAUCCCGCAGCAGCUCGCCGCGCGGCGCCUCCUGCCGCUGCUGUCUCGCGCCCUCGAGUUCGGGGGUGCGCCGCCGACGGCGCUGGAGUCGCUCCUGGCGAUCGGUUCGCGGCUCGAGCAGGCGGACUUCGAGGCGCGCGUGGUUCCGACGCUCGCGAAGCUCUUUUCGUCGCAGGACCGCGCCCUGCGCGUGUCGCUGUUGCAAACCAUGGACAAGUGCGGGCACCUUCUGAGCGACCACGUGGUGGAGACGCAGAUCUACCCGAACGUCUCCACGGGCUUCUCCGACACCGUGCCGUACCUCCGCGAGAUGACCCUCAAGUCCAUGCUGAUCCUCGCGCCCAAACUCAAACAGAAAACCCUAAUCAACAGUUUGCUCAAGCACCUAAGCAAGCUGCAAGUCGACAACGAGCCCGGCAUCCGCGCGAACGCCACGAUCCUCCUCUCCAACAUCGCGCGGCACCUCGGCACCGCGCAGUGCCGCAAGGUCCUUCUAAACGCCUUCACGCGCGCACUCAAAGACCAGUUCCCGGCAUCGCGGUCCGCGGCGCUCAACGCCCUCGCGGCGACGCUCGAGUACUACACGCCGCGCGAGAUGGCCGAGCGCCUCCUGCCGGCCACCGCGCCCUUCUGCGUGGACCUCGACGGACCCGUACGCCAGGCGGCGCUGCGCUGCGUGGAUGGCACGAUGGCCGUGAUGCGCGAGACGUCGAAGAAGCUCGAGAACGGCGAGGGCGGUAUCGACGCCGCGGCCUGCGAGUCCGCGUCCGCCACCGCGCCCGGCGCGGCCGCCUCCGGCGGUGGGUACCUGUCGUGGGCUGCGGGGCUGAUCAAACCCACGCUCGGCGGCGCGAGGGCGGAGAAGGAGCAGCAGGGCUCCGCCGCAGCUAGCGCGCCGCCCGCAGCGCCUCCGCCGCCGCCUCCGCCUGCGCGGCCGGCUGCGGCGGUGCCGGCGCCUGCGCCGCUGAUCGACGGCGCUGCGGACGACGGCUGGGGCGACGACGACGACGCGUUCGCGGACAUGCUGGGCAGUGCGGCUCCGGCCUCGACGGCCACGGCUCCGGCGGCCAGUGCCGCGCCCCCCGCCGCGGCGUCCAGUGCCACCGCUGGUGGGGACGGGUGGGGCGACGAGGACGCGCUGUGGGAGAGUUUGGCGAGCUCUGGAGGCGGCGGGGCUGCGGCGGCGCCUGCGCAGCCCGCGGCGCGCGGUGGAGGGCCGCCGAUGCGGGCGAGAGCGGCGGCGGGGGGGCGCGGCGGGGGCCGGGCGAUGAAGCUUGGGGCGCAGAAGCUGGGCGUGCAGAAGCUGGGGGCCGCCAAGGUGGACGACGACGCGUUCGGCGACCUGCUAAGCUGA
Molecule: messenger RNA, 2289 nt
Organism: Pedinophyceae sp. YPF-701
Lineage: Eukaryota; Viridiplantae; Chlorophyta; Pedinophyceae
Source: the annotation of a GenBank genome assembly